UCUCCAGCCACUGCCCAUCGGAGCAGCGACUACUCCUACCCUACCAUAAGUCCAUAACACGAGAAAAAACGGGAGCAAGUGAGAGCAAGAAGCGACUGCGGAGGAGCAAGCCAGCGUCGGAUCCAUGGAGCUGGAGGCCGCCCCGCAGCUCCCGAGGAGGGACGCCAGGAAGCUGGUGAGGUGCCCGAGGCUGCAGCUGGACGCCAAGACGGUCACGGCCGUCGAGCAGUCCACGGGCACGCCCGUCGCCGACGCGGCGGCCACCAGCCCUGGAGGCGCGACGCGCGUCAAGAUCUUGCUGAGCAAGCAGCAGCUCAAGCAGGUGGCCGCGGCCGUCGCCGCCGGCGGCGCCUUCGCGCUGCCGCCCGCGCUGGAGCAGCUGGUGAGCGCCAUCAAGAGGCAGCACGCGAAGAAGCAGACGGCGGCGGCGACCAACGCGGCUGCCGCGAGGCGCCCGGGACGGUGGUCGCCGGCGUUGUACAGCAUCCCGGAGGAUAUCCACAGCUAGAUAACCCGCCUAGCUUCGUGGUGUAGUCGGUUUGCAUGUAUAGCUUCGGUGGUCUCUCUCCAUUUUUGUUGCCUCUUCGUCCUCAAUUCUUGGGUUGCAACGUUGGGCCAAAGUGAAAGCGCGCCCAAUGGAUGCGUUGCGUUGCAACUUUGAAAUGUCAGCAAUUUUAAUAUGACAUUUUUUGGAUCCAA
This is a messenger RNA of Triticum urartu, 699 nucleotides long. RefSeq lists its product as uncharacterized. Lineage: Eukaryota; Viridiplantae; Streptophyta; Magnoliopsida; Poales; Poaceae. The record is from RefSeq and is a predicted model, not a curated record.